Penaeus vannamei (Pacific white shrimp) is the source of this 1375-nucleotide messenger RNA. RefSeq names its product La autoantigen-like (gene La). Gene Ontology annotation, molecular function: mRNA binding. Lineage: Eukaryota; Metazoa; Arthropoda; Malacostraca; Decapoda; Penaeidae. Gene Ontology annotation, cellular component: ribonucleoprotein complex; nucleus. The record is from RefSeq and is a predicted model, not a curated record. Gene Ontology annotation, biological process: tRNA processing.
AAAAAGCCCGGAAUCCUAUCCAUGUGAAAAUCGCAUGUUGUUUCCGUGUGUCUGUUGUCUGCCGCCGCGCUGGUCCAACACGUGAACCCACGCUCGGAUCUGCACACUAUAAGAAUACGCAUCAAAAAUGACUGAAGGAGAAGUUGCAACAAAUGGUGAAAAUGCCACCGGCAAAGACAUUCAGGAUAUUGAAGCCAAGAUUAUACGUCAAGUUGAAUACUAUUUUGGUGACUACAACCUUCCUCGAGACAAAUUCCUUCAGGAAGAAGUGAAAAAUGAUGAUGGUUGGAUUAGUAUGGAAACGAUGACAAAGUUCAAGCGCUUGGCCAGUUUGUCCACUGAUGCAGAAGUUAUCACAGCUGCUUUACGGAAGUCUGAUAGUAAGCUGAUUGAGGUGCAUGAAAGCAAUACCAAGAUACGCCGUUCCCCCGACCAACCCCUGCCUAUUUUUGAUGACAAAAUAAAGGAAGAAACUAUGAAACGAACAGUUUACUGCAAGGGUUUUCCUAAGGAUGGCUCUGUGACCUUGGAUGAUCUCCUUGAAUAUUUCAAGGCAUAUGGCCCAUAUGAGACUGUCUUGAUGCGGUACUUCUUCAACAAGGAAGACAAGAAGCAAGGUUUUAAGGGUUCUGUUCUGGUUGUGUUUCCAAAAGAGGAAAAAGCUAAGGAGUUUAUGGAGUUGGGUGAGGUAAAGUUUAAGGAUACAGUUUUGAUCAGGAAAUGGCACACAGAUUAUGUUGAAGAGAAAAAAAAGGAAAUUGAGGAACGCAGAGCCAAAAAAGAAGCAAGAAAGAAGGAGAAUCAGGAUGAUGACUUUGUUGAGGAUGAACUAGAAAUUGAACUCCCAAAGGGUAUCUUCCUACACUUCACUGGCUUUAGUGAAGGCAAUGAUAUAACUAGAGAGGACAUCAAGGAAGCAUUGGGAGAAAAUGUCGAUCAGUGUGCCUGGAUUGACUUCAGCCGUGGCAUGACUGAGGGUUAUCUACGCUUCAAGGAGGCUGACUUCAACAAAAUUGUAAUGGACAAGUUAGAAGGAAAGAUAAAGGUUAAAGAAAUGGAAGGUACCCUUCGUUUAGUUGAAGGUGAGGAGGAAGAUGAACAGUUGAAGAAAAUGAAAGAGGCCAGGAGCAGAGCACGGGCAAGUAUUAGCAAAAAGAGAAAAUCUGGUGGCCGAGGCUUUCAGAACAAGAGGAGAAGGAUGUAAUUCCUGUGGUAAAUGCAGUGAUAUACUUGAUCGCAAAAUCACAUCAUGCCAAAUUAUUUUUCAUGUUAUUAGAGACAGAAAAGGUAAUUCUUUCGAUGUAUUUCUUUUCUCUUAGAGUUUUAUCUUGUCUUUAGGUAGUACACUCACUAUUUUAUGCCUUUCUAUGGAUCC